Molecule: messenger RNA, 642 nt
Organism: Racocetra persica
Lineage: Eukaryota; Fungi; Glomeromycota; Glomeromycetes; Diversisporales; Gigasporaceae
Source: the annotation of a GenBank genome assembly
AUGUCACACCCUGGUGGUGCCACAAAUCUUAUAAUAUCGUUGUCAGGAGUUUUAAAAGCAAUUUCUUUCAAAUAUCCACGCGCAAAAUGGUCUUCUACUUUGCAUGAAGUUUUAAUGUCUUUUUAUGCUUCAUUUUUUCAACCGGAUAAACAAUGUGUUCUUGAUAAUCUAUCAAUACAUAUAUAUGACUUUCUGUGUACAAAGGACUAUCCUGGUGUUUCGACCAUUCAUAAGAUCGCUUCAUCUACAAGCACUCUUGUCAGAAAUGCACCGCUUGGGCUACAACAUACAUUUUGGUUUUGCUUAUUAGAUUUUUUCCAAAGACUCAUUCUUAUAGCAUCACAAAACGAUGAUAAAACACUCAUUUAUUCAUAUGUCGCAGCGGUUUCAUCUUUCGAACAUUCGCAAGCUGAUUCUAUACGGUUUAAAGCGUUAGAGAUACUAAUAAUCUUAUUAAAUAACUAUCCGACAUUUCGUGAUCGAGUAGAAAGCUUCAUAGACAGGAAAAAAAAAGAACCAGAAUUCAAACAAUUUUUUAAUGAAAUAUGUAAAAAAGUUCAGUUGGACAAUGAACUUAUAACACAAACAAAACUAUCAGUCAAUGAAAAUAUAGUUUCAGAUCCAUAUUAUACAAAUAUUUGA